AAAACACAACUUCGCGCCAUUAAAACGAACCUUCAGAAAAAGGAAACACAAAUCCCAUUUCUUACUCACAGAAUCACAAAGCGGCUGACAUGCAGUCAUUUUCUUCACCUUCCUGACACUUACAGAUUGAUUCCUCUAUUCUCGACCUUCACAUUAAUGCUUCCUUGGCUCAUCAACCCACCUCUUGACUGCUUUCCCUCUUCUCCAAACCCUAACCUUCGCUCUUCAUCUUCCAUUCGAGCAGUCUAUUCUGACAAGGGACAUAACGAAUUGGAAAAUUUGACUGUUGUUUGCACCAAAAAAACACCCUUACCAUGAGUGCACCAGGUGUAUGCCCAACCGAGGAUGCUAUACAUGCAUUAUUAGACUAUUUAGUUGAACCUAUGCUGCCUGCAAAGUCAUCUUCGAGAGAAAAUCCACCAGAAGCUCUACUGCAAUCAGUUGCAAAACAGAUGCAUGCAGUUGUUCUAUUAUACAACUUCUACCACCGGAAACAACAUCCACAUCUUGAGUUUUUGAGUUUUGAGGCAUUUUGCAAGUUAGCUGUGAUCGUUAAACCAGCUUUGUUGUCUCACAUGAAACUCAUGCAAAGCUCAGAUGAUAUUGAAUUGGAAAAUCCGGAGAAGCAGCUUUCUCCAGCAGAAAAAGCAAUUAUGGAUGCAUGUGAUAUAGCCACAUGUCUGGAGGCAUCACCAGAUGAAAACAUAGAGGGCUGGCCUCUUUCUAAGGUUGCUGUUUUUUUAGUUGACUCUAAGAAGGAGCAUUGUUAUUUGCUAUUUAGUUUCAUCACUCAAGGAGUUUGGUCUGUCAUUGAACAAGAUAUAGAUUCGUCUGAAUGGCAACCAGAAACUGUGGAUGAGGAAAGACAUGUAAACAAAAAGAAAAGAGUGAUUAAGAAACCUUCAAAAGAGGGGCUAGUUGUUGAUGAAACUAAGACUCAGCAGGUUGCAUAUACAGCAGUUAAGGAAGCAACUGGGAUUAAUCAAAGCGAUCUCAAAAUUUUAGAAAGUCACGUUGUAUACUCUUUAAGUAAAGAAAAAUCAGCAGUCUGCUUUUAUAUGAUUCAGUGCACCCGAUCAGCAACUGAAGAUGUAAUUCAAGUUCCCAUAAGAGAUGUCGUUAACAGUUUGCAGGAUUCAUUGUUUAGAAAAAGUGGAAGGAGAUGGAGCAUUACUUCAAAAGUUGAGUACUUCCACAUUCUUCCUUAUGCUAAAAUGGCACUAACCUGGUUUCACAGGGAAUCUUCAUCAGAUAAGUUGGGAGUCAUAGGUGAAGAAAAGGUUGAUGAAAAUUUGAACAGGCCUGAGAGAAUAGAUGUAAUCAGGAGGCUUAAAGUUCAAAACAAUCAAAAUGGUGCUAGUGCAAACAAUCUGAAUAUAAGGGCUAACAUUUAUGGUAAAGGAUUCGAGAGAUUGCCAGAUAAAACUAACUGUGUUGGUAGUUUGCAUGAUGCGAUCUACAGGCCCCAGAGUACUAGUGUGGAUGACUUAGUUCCCUCCUAUCCAGUAGAGAAGAAAAAAGAUGUACCAAACACUAGCCAAGCUAUCGUUUCUUAUACAAAGACUUAUACAAAGAAAAUAACUGAUAGGCAAGUUGGCAAUAGCUAUGAACUGAUGAUCCCGUGUAUGGUAAAUGAAUCAGAUGCCUCAGAAAGUGGUAUCAAAGCUAAGGAUGGGAUAUUAGCUACAAACCCGUGUAUUGCUGAAUGCAGUGGUGAAAAGAUUGCUUCUGGAAAUCUCUCUGACAAUAUUUCGUUUGAUCAAAAUAGGAAUGGUGAUCAUGCUCUCAUCACCUGUCAAUCGAAUGCAGAGCAUCUUUCCAAGUUACAAGCAAUUAUUGUUUCAAAAGAAACAGCACUGUCACAAGCUGCAAUUAAAGCUCUAAUCAGAAAGAGGGAUAAGCUGUCUCAUCAACAACGCCUCAUUGAAGAUGAGAUUGCUCAGUGUGAUAAAAACAUGCAGACAAUAUUAAGGGGUGAUGAAGAUGAUUUGGUUUUAAAGCUGGAUUCUGUGAUUGACUGUUGCAAUGAUUUAUGCCAAAGCACUGCUGAAGAUAAAUCUUAUCAAUACUUUGAAGAAAACUGCUCAUCUCAAUAUGUCACAAGGAAGAGAUUGUCAGAAGCAAUUCUCUGCAUACAGAAUCCAUGUCAGGAACUGGAUGGUAUAUGUCAUAAGAAUAAUUGGAUAUUGCCAGUCUACGGAGUUUCGUCAUUAGAUGGUGGGUUCCAAGCUAAUGUGUUUGUAAAAGGGAUGGAUUUUGAGUAUUCAAGCUGUGGUGAACUGUGUUCCGACCCUCGUGAUGCGAGAGAAUCAGCUGCGAUGAAGAUGUUAGGUCAACUAUGGAGGAUGGCCAAUCAGGCCAAGUAGUUUUAGAAGCCUUUGAUGAAGGUUAUAGUAAUGUGUCUGUUUUUGGGUUCUCCAUAUAGACGGGAGGGGGAAAGAGAAGCUCUUUAGUCUUUAUGCUCUCCAAGAUUGUGUAGCUUUAUGCUCUCCAAGAUUGCGUAGUCUUGUGUAGGCUUUUUUUUUUGUUUUUUUGUUUUUUUUUUUUUUUUUUUUUUGUAUAAGGAGCUUAACAAAAGAAAGGUUUUGGAGAGCAAUCAAGACAACUGUCUAAAGCCGUCA
Molecule: messenger RNA, 2621 nt
Organism: Cucumis melo (muskmelon)
Lineage: Eukaryota; Viridiplantae; Streptophyta; Magnoliopsida; Cucurbitales; Cucurbitaceae
Exons: 11
Coding region: 315-2366 (683 amino acids)
Source: RefSeq, a predicted model, not a curated record